UUUACAUUUUUCAUGCAGUGAAUUUUUCCACUUGGGAUUUCCUGCGCGUUUUCGGCCUCUCAAAGGCACUGACGCGGUUCGCUGUGACCGAGAAGCACCGUUGACGACCAUGGACGAGAUUUUCGUGAGCAAGUAUCGUGAGUUGUACAAGAGCCGGACCUCGAAGGAGAGUCAGGCGGAGAGGCGCCACCGGAUGCUGGAGGAGCAGCGCCAGCAGCGCUCUAAGGCUGUGGAUGAGCACCGCGGCAUCAUGGCGUACAUCCAGAAGCACCCCCGAAAGACUGAGGGCAGGAGCAGGGACACAGUUCCGGUGUUCGAUAGAUUCUACGCCAACAAGGUUCAGCUGUCGGAGUGGCUCCGGGAGCGGCCUGAGGAUCUGGACAACUGGUACGUAGUGCCAUGCCCGAAGGGAAAGCGUUGCCUUGUGGUGGCCAAUGACAGGACGAUCAUGUACAGCAAAGCUGGGAAGAUUCUGAGCACCUUCCGGUCGAGUCUGGAGGGCGGAAAAUACGUCACAGUGCUGGACUGCAUCUACGCGGGACGAAAGCGUGAGUUCCAUGUCCUGGACUGCCUGGUGUACAGAAACCAGGAGUUUAUCCACUGCGAGACGGCCUUCAGAUUCUUUUGGCUCACGUCCAAGUUCCUGGAGUAUGACUAUUCUGUCGUUCAUCGGGACAAUCACUACCCUUUCCACUACAUCCCGCGGUUCGAUUGUGCCGACGAAGCCUCUUUGGCCAGUGCUUUCGGCACUCAUCCUCAUUGGCCGGAGGACUCGCCCACACUUGACGGCUUCCUGUUCUAUCACAAGGAGGCGUCGUACACUUACGGAACCACUCCUCUCGUCGGCUGGCUCUUCUCCUACAUGAUUCCCGAAGUCCUCGGGAUCUCUGCACUCCAUGCAGACUACCUGAAGCCGCCGGAUGACUACACAAACGCGCUGGAGUUUAUGGAGGCUUUCGACAGGAAGCAGAGAGCGAAGAAUCAGCGCGGUCGGCGCAGCAGCAAGAUGGAAGUGGAGGAAGACAAGGAAGAUGACGAUUCCGCAGUCUUGGAGGAGCAGAGACUGCUGGAAACUGGUGAGUUGGACAUGGACCACGAAUCUCUAGAGGACCAGGAAACCAAAUGACUCAGUCUGAUGAAACAGAAGACGUUUUAAAGCUUUAAUGACCAAUUUCGUGAGUUUUCUCGACCUCCAGACACUUCCGGUCCUUUUUUGGGGUUUAUUUAGGGGCUUCAUAGUGGAUUUUUGCAUAAAACACUCAGAAGCAUUGCAUUAGAUCCGAGGCAAAAAUGCUUGUCUAUUUUUAAAAAGCUUGUAUUACACUGUUUUAGUAUUGAAGUGUUAAAAUUCAUUUCUUUGCCUCAGGGAUUUAGAAGAGGAUAACAAAGAGCCAAAAAAUUUUAUCUGACAAACUUAAAAUAGAGAAUAAAAGAAAUUCAAGAAUGAAUAAAAUGUCUUUUGAGAGGCUUGAAAGCGGUUGUGUUCGUCCUUUGCUCACUGUCAACGUCUACUCGCCCUUCCUGAAACCCUCAUUUUCACUGUCUUGGCCACAUGCAACAGAAAAGGGAGAAUUUGUGGCAGAGUCACGAAAAGUGGCCAAUUUGUAUUCAAACUUGAGCAAUAAAAUUUUACUCAAAAAUAGAAUUACACCCAAAAUCAGCAC
Messenger RNA from Phlebotomus argentipes, 1664 nucleotides. It is a transcript of the gene Snup, whose product is annotated as snurportin-1. The coding region runs from base 110 to 1126 and encodes 338 amino acids. The record is from RefSeq and is a predicted model, not a curated record. Lineage: Eukaryota; Metazoa; Arthropoda; Insecta; Diptera; Psychodidae. Gene Ontology annotation, molecular function: protein binding. Gene Ontology annotation, biological process: snRNA import into nucleus. Gene Ontology annotation, cellular component: cytoplasm; nucleus. The transcript has a single exon.